Guyanagaster necrorhizus is the source of this 714-nucleotide messenger RNA. RefSeq lists its product as uncharacterized. The coding region runs from base 1 to 714 and encodes 237 amino acids. Lineage: Eukaryota; Fungi; Basidiomycota; Agaricomycetes; Agaricales; Physalacriaceae. The transcript is spliced from 6 exons. The record is from RefSeq and is a predicted model, not a curated record.
AUGACAUCGAGUCUAUGUGCCUGGCAACUCGUACUACCACAUCGGGAACGUCUGUUGAGCGCAGUCCCUAUAGCCCGCGUGUACGACAUCUGGUCGAAGGGUUCGCACCGGUCCUGCAGUUCGACGAUGACUCUCCAACAACAGUCACGCUCAAAAGUAUCAUCCUCCACUGUUCGACCAUCACCAUCUUUAUUGGGACUUCUCCCGCGAACUGAACAUCAUCGCCGGCCAACCAUCAUCCUCAACUACCAGGUUCAUAUGACAUCUGGGGGUGUCUUUCACGCACAUGGCACCUACCCGUUCAUUCCCGAUCACGAAGGUGGUGGAGGUUCAGCUCGGUCUGUUCGGUGUUAUGUCCCCGCUGGGGCCGGGGAAAUUCGGUUUCCUGAUAGCAUUUUCGGGACCGAGAAAGGCUUCAGUAAAACCAAAGCUUUUGAGGUUGACGAGCUAAAUGCACAGGAAUUUGCCAACGCGGCAUAUCAGACACGACGGUUAUGCGUGCUUGAUGACAAGAAGCAGGAUUCGCCUCUUAGUUUCCUUGCCACUCCUAUCGUAUUUAUGAAUGAAGCGGCAAGAAAAUUUUUCGGACUAUCGCGAUCAUACACCGCCACCGAAAUAACUCCGAAUUCCAGGACUUGCGAUCUCCCCGCACCGAGGAGGCCAGUUACCGAGCUUCUUGGGUUAUUCUGGCCCGUAUUCAGCCAUUACUUUUAA